CACAUCUCUAUCAUUCGCUAUUCUGAGUUUGCUAGAUCCAGUCGCUGCGGGUAUUUUCCAUAGUUAAGAUAGCAACAAGAUGUCCGCUACUGAAGGCAAAGUAAUCAACUGCAAAGCUGCUGUCGCCUGGGAGGCUAAGAAGCCACUUGUAAUUGAAGAUAUCGAAGUGGCACCCCCAAAGGCCCAUGAAGUACGCAUAAAGAUUACGGCAACAGGUGUGUGCCACACGGAUGCAUUUACGUUGAGCGGCGCCGAUCCUGAAGGUUUGUUUCCUUCCGUGCUGGGCCACGAGGGCGCCGGCAUUGUGGAGAGCGUCGGUGAGGGCGUGACCAAUUUCAAAGCCGGCGAUCAUGUCAUCGCGCUGUACAUUCCCCAAUGCAAUGAUUGCAAAUUCUGUUUGAGCGGUAAAACCAAUCUCUGCCAGAAAAUUCGCAUCACACAGGGCGCUGGAGUUAUGCCCGAUGGCACAUCGCGCUUCACGUGCAAGGGCAAGCAACUAUUCCAUUUCAUGGGCACUUCUACAUUUUCGGAAUACACCGUUGUCGCUGAUAUUUCUCUGACCAAAGUCAAUGAGACUGCGCCCCUGGACAAGGUGUGCCUCCUGGGCUGUGGAAUUUCCACUGGCUACGGAGCUGCUCUGAACACUGCCAAGGUGGAACCCGGCAGUACCUGCGCUGUUUGGGGGCUGGGUGCGGUUGGAUUGGCCGUUGGACUGGGCUGCAAGAAGGCUGGAGCCAGCAAGAUUUAUGGUAUUGACAUCAAUCCCUCUAAAUUCGAAUUGGCCAAGCGUUUCGGCUUCACAGACUUUGUAAACCCCAAGGAAGUCGCUGACAAGGGCGCAAUUCAGAACUAUUUAAUUGAUUUGACCGAUGGUGGCUUUGAUUACACCUUUGAAUGCAUUGGCAAUGUAAACACAAUGCGCGCUGCUCUCGAGGCCACUCACAAGGGCUGGGGCACAUCAGUGGUUAUAGGUGUGGCUGGUGCUGGACAGGAGAUUUCCACACGACCAUUCCAAUUGGUCGUAGGCCGUGUGUGGAAGGGAUCUGCUUUUGGUGGCUGGCGCUCGGUUUCGGAUGUACCUAAACUUGUGGACGCCUACUUAAAAAAGGAUCUCCUUGUGGACGAGUUCAUUACGCACGAGAUGCCAUUGGCCAAAAUCAACGAAGCAUUCGAUCUAAUGCACAAUGGCGAGAGCAUUCGUAGCAUAAUUAAGUACUAAUACGUCCAACAUGUGAACAUAAAUAUUUUUAUAUACUUUUUUUUAAUUAUGUACAUGCCGAGCAACUGUAUGAAAUAAUAAAUAUGAAUACCCCAGUGCACAAAACACA
Drosophila novamexicana is the source of this 1328-nucleotide messenger RNA. RefSeq names its product alcohol dehydrogenase class-3 (gene Fdh). Gene Ontology annotation, molecular function: S-(hydroxymethyl)glutathione dehydrogenase [NAD(P)+] activity; zinc ion binding. Gene Ontology annotation, cellular component: cytosol. The record is from RefSeq and is a predicted model, not a curated record. NCBI's taxonomy places the organism in Eukaryota, Metazoa, Arthropoda, Insecta, Diptera, Drosophilidae. Gene Ontology annotation, biological process: formaldehyde catabolic process. The transcript has 4 exons. Bases 80 to 1219 code for a protein of 379 amino acids.